Molecule: messenger RNA, 887 nt
Organism: Abrus precatorius (Indian licorice)
Lineage: Eukaryota; Viridiplantae; Streptophyta; Magnoliopsida; Fabales; Fabaceae
Exons: 2
Coding region: 1-705 (234 amino acids)
Source: RefSeq, a predicted model, not a curated record
AUGGGAGCAUCAAAAGACACCCACAUAGUAGAAAUCCCUGUAGAUCAAGAGCAUCAUCAUCAAAAUCACCACAAGAAUCUCUUGUGUUCAAUGACCAACAACAUGAUUGAGGCCAUAGAGGACCACCCUUUAACUGAGAUCUCAGAAAGCCCUGGUCACCUUUUGCUCCUCAAGCUAUGGCAAAGAGAAGAAGAUCUCUUUGCAAAACGCAUUGCCCACAAAGAGACCAGAAUGGAUUCAAUCAAAGCUGAACUCUUUCAAUUGUCCUCAUUCUUCUUCAUCUUUCAUGGGUUCUUCUUUAUUCUCUUGUUCACUUCAUGGGAUAAUACUAAUAGUGACCAACACCACGACCAAAGUGUUUGUAAGAAGUGGUGGGUUCCUUCCAUGGUGUCCCUUUGCACUUCCUUUGUGUUUGUGUUCUUGGUUCAAAUGAAGGUGCAUAGGUAUUGGAAGGUGUGGGGGCAGUUGCAAAGGGAGAGGAAUGAUGGAAGGGCUUUGGCUAGGUGCAUACAGGAGUUGAGGAUGAAAGGGGCAAGCUUUGAUUUGUCUAAGGAGCCUCAGAGUGGAAAGAGGAUGAAGAGUUCAAGUGUUGAGAUCAAGUGGAAGCCACUCACUUGGUGUUCUAAGAACUUACUCACCAUUUGUCUUGUUUGCUUUACAGGUUUGGCCUUUCCUGCUUCCAAGUUUGUUCUUUGUGGCUUGUGAUGAUGGAUGAUGGAGCAUGCAUUUGGAUGGAUGUUGCUGAGGGACGUGUGCCUCUGCUGGGGAAUGAAGCAUUUUUGGUCCGAUAGAUUAUGCAACCCUUUUGAAUCAUAACGUUAAUAAGAGAUGUGCUACCAAAAAAGCCCUCAGAUUUCAAUGCAAGCUUCAAGUUUUACAAGGAGGGG